CAAGAUCAGCCCCGCGAGCAUCCCACACUCCCUGUUCCACUACGAAGUAUGUCCAAUAUCGCAAAGACGAGCAUUACGUCUUCCUGCAGCUGCGGCCUCUCCACCUUCUCCUUUUCUAUACCAAACGAACUACUUCCCCUACCUACUUAUCUCUGUCACUGCAACACCUCUCGCCGCAUCUCUGGCGCCUUGUGCACCACCUACGUCGAUAUUCCUCUCAAACCGGGCGACCCUAAGCCUGACCUAGACUCAUUAACCGCAUACGCGUCUUCCGAUAUCCUAACGCGCUACUUCUGCCCGACGUGUGGCACGCACUUAUACCUCAAAUACAACUCCGACGGCCACCUUUCCGUCUCAACCGGUAGUCUUGACCGAACCGAUGGCGUGGUUGAGUUCAAAGGGCAUAUGUGGAUCUCAGACACCAAUGACGGCGGCGCGAGUGACCUCAUUCCCUCAAUCAACGAGACCCCCCUGAAACGCUGGGCCUCGGAGGCCCUCACAAGUCCCGAACUUGCUCGCGGAUGGAAACACACAACUCCUAAUCCAAACAAACCCACAUUCCCGCCUCCUCCAGCCGAAAAGCUCCACGCCCACUGCCACUGCAACGGCGUCUCUUUCUACAUCUCCCGCCCUGACACCCUCUCCCACGUCGCUACGUCCCCCUUUCCGGACCUCCUCGUCCCCUAUCACUCAUCCACAUCGCCCGCUAAUCCUACCAAUACCCCGUGGUGGCUGCCCACGCCGACGCAGUAUCUAGCCGGCACAUGUGCGUGCACCUCCUGCCGCCGCAGCUCUGGCUUCGAGAUCACGUGGUGGGCGUUUGUCCCAGCCGCUAACAUUUCGCUGUCUGACAGUAGCCCAUUUGAGCGGUACUUCGGCACGCAGACGGCUUAUCGCAGUGCGAACCAUUGUGUGCGCACGUUCUGUAGGGUCUGCGGAAGUACGGUGUUUUGGGAUGGGGACGAGAGGCCGACUAUUGUGGAUAUAGCGGUGGGAUUGCUGGAUGCACCGGAGGGGGCGAGGGCAGAGGAGUGGGUUAGGUGGUGCGAUAAGAGAGUUAGCUUUGCGGAGUUGGGCCGGGCUGGGGGGUUCGUGAAAGGUUUGGAGGAGGGGCUGAAGAGGUAUGGGGAUGAGAGAGAUGAGAAAGAGGGUACUGUAGAUAUAACUACAUGAUAAUCGAAGAUGGUUCA
Messenger RNA from Mytilinidion resinicola, 1190 nucleotides. RefSeq lists its product as uncharacterized. NCBI's taxonomy places the organism in Eukaryota, Fungi, Ascomycota, Dothideomycetes, Mytilinidiales, Mytilinidiaceae. The coding region runs from base 49 to 1173 and encodes 374 amino acids. The transcript has a single exon. Gene Ontology annotation, molecular function: carbon-sulfur lyase activity. The record is from RefSeq and is a predicted model, not a curated record.